CACUCUUGAAAGGGAAUAUAAUCUGUCAUAAAUUUUAUUAGAAUUGUGUUCAGACCAAAAAAGAUUAUUUUAAAUUUGUUUUAUACAUCAAUUGUGGUAUCUAUGAGCUCCUACAUGAGGUCAAAAACACUGAGGUUGCCCCAGAAUUUACUUAUUGUACUUUGUUUUUCAGGGUCCUCUAUUAUCAUUUGUGAGGUCGUCUUGUUAAAACAAACAAAAACUUAUUUCUUCCUGCAGACUUCUUCAUGGGGAUGAUGCGUUCACUGGCCGUUGGCAAUUAGCCUACAGGUGAACCCACCGGUGCAACAUCAAACUAUCCACAGGAAAUCUGCGACCUACGUUUACUGGCUCAGCUUUAAACAGCGUAUUUUACUCGGUAUCUGAACUCUGUGUGAUUUCUCAAAAGGCUAAACUCAAACCUACUUUUACAGGGGAGAGAAGCUCCAGACCAAACGUUCAACAAGUGAUAAUUAAUACUGGCUCUUUUACAAGCUGGCUAAUGUUAGCCAGGUAAGAGGCGUUGAACGGCAAUACUUCAUUUUGCCCCUUUCUUGUGUUGAUAGUUAUAUAUUAUAUCGAAGUUGUCUGGCUUAAAGAUGAUAAGUGUGAGAUAAACUUCCAAUCUCCACCAACUCCAAUUGGUCAUGAACUGCUCAGCAAAGACGGCAACAGUUGAAGGCCUACCAGACCAGACCAUGCUGGCUGUAGGACUGAAAGUACCUUCAUUCGGUAAGCAAGCUCCUGCUCUUCAAACCAUCUCUUUUAAAACCUAAAAACAAAUCUCACCUCCAAUUGUAAAGAGGAACUACUGGACUGGGUGACACUGUAGUUGUGGCUGGGCCAACUGUCUCUUAAUGGGAGUUAAGUGCCAAACUAGGCUAAACAAGUUGCUUCCACUCUUCUGUUCCCUUACACUAAAAAUGACCCUUCUCAUUUUGCUUCACUGCCUUUCACUAUAAUAAUAGUAGAUAAUAGUAUAAUUGUAAAGUUGGGACAUAUGUUUGACAUUUCCUCUACCUACAGGAGGAAUAUUUGUUUUAUGCAUUUACCAGAUGAAUUUUGAUGCUUUGCCACUGCAAUGUCUCUGGACACAUUGUUCUUUUAUUUCCCUGUUACAAUUUUUUUCCUGAGUCCAGCCUACAGAGUUUCAAUGUUGUGAUCCUGCCUGCUUACCUGUCAUUAUGAGAACCUUAUUUUUCUGAAUUAGUCACCUUUCUUAAAGGAAAGUAUGCAUUUAACAGCCCUGUCUUUUGCACUGUUUUAUAUCAGGGGUCUAGAUCCUCAUCAUCAUCUUUGCUGUGGUCAUAUAGAGGUAAGCAUGCUCUAUUUAUACCAUGCUGUGCCAUUUUCACUGUAAAUUGGACCAUGGUUCCUAAAAAGAAAACUAUGCUGUAUAAAAUGAGACUAGAAACUGACAAUCCAGGCCAUUAAAUUAUUAUGAAAAUCAUUACUUAAAGUUGUGGAAACGUGAAAGCUUUGGCAUUUCCUUACCUGUAUGCAUUCAAGUCAAACCAUUUAUUUAUUUAUGUUUUAUGCAGCUAGCAGAGUCUCCCCCUGCUGGCCAUUUGAGAAAGCAAAGUUUAUGGUACUUCUGAAUUGGCUUUACUUUUGAAACACAGAGGCUUCAACCACUUAUUAUAGAGUACAGAACAAAUCAUAAUAUGUAAGACUAAAUAACGCCUUCUACCUCUGAGAUGUAAAGAUUUUGAUAACUCAGACUAUUUCCUAUUUUUGGGAGAUGUCCUCUGUGACCUGUUUUUUUCUUUUUUGUCAUUCAUACUUUUGUUAACCUUAAAAUUAGUGACACCAUCACUAUCGCCGGGUAAUUUUUACCCAAAAUAUUAUACCCAAGAAAAAGUACUUGUCAUCAAAAUAGGACAAUACAUGACAAAUUAAAAUCGUUUUUCUUUUAUUUGUAACUGUGUAAUGUCCAAAGGGAGGAAAUAAAAAGUGCCAUGUGGGGACCACAUAAAAAUGCAACGAAAUAACUGAAAUUAUGUAUUCAUGAAAAAAUCCCUGUGGCAUGUGAGUCUUCCCUGGUGAAGACUCAGGGUCCUUGACACAAUAACAGCUGCAGGAGAGAGGACCAAAAUAUGGCAUAUUUUGACUGAGUAAAAAUGACAUAUAUUGACAUAUAUUACUAAAAUAUUUCUUAUCACCAUAUAAAUUCCCUUAACAAUCACUACUUUGUGAUAGUUAUUCAUUACCACUGCACUAAAUAAAGAUAGCAUGCAAAUUCCAUGACCACUCUUAUGGACCAUAUUCGUCUAUUUGCAGCUAUCAAAUCCACCCAAACCUACUUUACCCUCUCUCACUAUUGCUGGGUGAAAAUCACCCAAACAAGUGCAUGUAGGAAAAAGCAGGUUUUGGAUCAGGGAAACAAAUAUGCCUUUAAAGAUGUCAAAGGAAAUGCUGAAGCUACCCAGGGACCCAUGAUACUCAGACAAACGCAACAUCAAAAAAUCACCCUGCAAUAGUUUUCUUGGGUUAAAGGAUGCCUGCCAAUGUGAACACAUACAGACCAUAACUGCUUUAGUAAGGACACUGAAACUAGACCCUAUAUUGAACCCUUUACAUCAUUGGCAUCAAGAUAUAGACUACAUCUUUCUACUUCUUUCAAAUUCGUGGUUAAUCUUGUGUCUUUUAAGGAUUUUUUUAUAUGUUGUCUUGAGUCAAAUGUUGUCUGUCAUAUUGAUUUUAGAGGGAAUAAAAUAUUAGUUUCUACUUUAGAUGAAAUUAAAUAGCCAAAAGGUACCACAAGUAUCACGGUGUUUUACUAAGUCAGUAUUUUACUUAGUUUCUAACACUUAAACCACCUCCUAACAGCUGAUCACAUACAGUCACAAACUCUUUGCUGUUUAAAACGACUUUGUCCUCUUACACAUUACUGUUUUCUUUCUUCAUUUCUCUCUCUCUUUUUUUUUUUUUUUGUCUUGUGGGAGCAUGCAAUAGAUCACAGCUGGUGGUUUGACCGGCCGGGCUCUCUACAGACACGGCUUCACCUCUAGGGGGAGCGCCGAGUUACUAAAAGUGGGACUGAGUGAGUGGUGUGAGCAACGGCGCGCCUGGGCCGAGCAGAGCUGUGUCAAACUAACCAGAUUUACAGCGUGUGAGACCGGAAAUGAGUGGAAUAUGAUUUCAAAAUACAGUUAAAAAGUGGUGAACGGUUAAAAGCAUUGCAAUGAACUGAGAGUAUUUUUUUAGCUUAUUGUUUAUGAAAAAAAUACUUGUGAUUGACAUGACUUCAUGCAGUUCUGAAUUAACACUGAAACCAGUACUUUGAAUCAUAGUUACUCUAAAGCCAAUUUUACAUGUUAAUUUUUCAUAGCAUUUGUUUUGAAACCUGUAAAAAGAUUCCUGCAGUGUUAGAUAGCAAGUAUCAUUAGACACAAAUACAGAGAAAUGACUUAUUUUAAUUUUUCUGUCACCUGAUUUGCUUUUUUAAAGUUGACAGUUUUUGUUAAAAUGAUCAGAUGAGUGACUUUUGUACUUUAUAUUUAUAUAUUUUUUUAAAUCUAAGAAAUGGUGGAUGGUGUUGAUGCACUAUAAUUGAAAGGUGUUCUCUUUUAACAAGUACAAGAG
Messenger RNA from Xyrichtys novacula (pearly razorfish), 3582 nucleotides. Lineage: Eukaryota; Metazoa; Chordata; Actinopteri; Labriformes; Labridae. The record is from the annotation of a GenBank genome assembly.